Messenger RNA from Hydra vulgaris (swiftwater hydra), 3205 nucleotides. RefSeq names its product stonin-1. Gene Ontology annotation, cellular component: clathrin-coated vesicle. Gene Ontology annotation, molecular function: clathrin-cargo adaptor activity. Gene Ontology annotation, biological process: endocytosis. Lineage: Eukaryota; Metazoa; Cnidaria; Hydrozoa; Anthoathecata; Hydridae. The record is from RefSeq and is a predicted model, not a curated record.
AGGUUUUCGACAGAAAAACUAAACAAAAAGAAACAUACUUGUUGUCAAUGUUCACAAAUAUAUACGAAGUAUUGCAGAGACCCGUAUUAUUUAUGCAUCCAAAGUUUUUUACGAAACGUUCUCAAGCGAUGCUUAUUGAAAAUCUGUUCUUACGCAUUUUUAUAGCAAUUAUUUACAUAUUCUGAUUAUUUCUUAUUUUAUAUUUUAAAAACUUUUUUAUGUUAUUUACAACAAAGUUUGAAAAGAGUAUUAUUUACGAGAUUGUCUAGCGACUUAACAAUGAUUUGUAAACUUUAUUGAACAUGAAAUCAAAAGAUAUAAACAUUUGAUGGAUUAAAGAGAAACUGAUGAGAAGUAAAAAACUAAUAGUAAAAUUUCUUGCUGCAUUAAACGUCAGUUAAACGUGUUUAAUAACCCAAUAAAACGAUAGUUUCAAUUGGCGUUCCUUCAAAAUAUUGGAUUACAAUUAGAAAAUGAAUUGGAUAUUGUUUGGCGAAAAUGUCAUUAUUAAGAAACGCAAACCGAUUGAGCAAUUUAACUUAGCCAUGAUUGAUAGUUCCUUAGAAAGCAAUGAAUCAGGUUCUUUAAUAAGUUUUAUUAGCGAUUCACAAGACGACUCGCUUAAUAGCUGUGUCUCAUGUAACAUGUCUGCAAAACACCUCGAUGAGCUCGAAUUUGCGCAAUUUGAUGAGGUAGAUCAUGCUUUAAAAAAAACAACGCAAACAAAAAGUUGUUGUGUACUUAACAACAAUUGUGCAGAUGGAAUGAAAACAAAAAAUCAUCAAUUUGGUCUUAUAAAAGUUACCCAGCGUAACCACGUGACAUGUAAAGAAAAAGAUGAAAAUCUGCGUGGUUUUCAAUCUUUGAGAAACGUUUUUUCAGAUAAUACAUUUUUACAACCAUCAAUGAAAAAAAAAAAGAGCUCUGUUUUUUUUAAGAACUUAUCGGUGUCUUCAUUAAACGAGUUAUUAAAUGAAAGGAAUAAACUGCUGAACAAUACACUUUUAGAUGAGUUGACGGAGAAAUUGGAAGAGUUUAACAAGGUUACGCCGAGGUGUGAAAAUUCAUUUUCUAGUUCAUUUAAAGAGACAACUAAUAAAAUAAACAAUCUCAACAGGGAAACUUCCUCAUUUUGUUUCCCUUCUUCGAUUUGCUCGGACACUAGCUUAGACUUUUCAAAUGAUGAAAUAAUUUCUUCUAGAUUAAAACUUAAAGGCUCAAGACAAGAGUGGAUAAAGUUUAAUGAACAAGACAAUGACAGUAUAAACCAUAUUUCUUUUGAAAACACUGGCAUAAAAUGUACUUUUCAAAGUGAAAAUUUCGAAACUGAUAAAUUGUGUAAUCUCACAAACGAUCACAAGUAUACUAUUUGUACGACUAUGAAACAAGGCGGGAGUGAAGAAAAUGCCUUUCUAUCAAACAAAAACAAUUUAGAAAAAAUCCUUUCAGACAAUGAAAGUGAAGAGGAAGUUAAUAAGUUAUCAAAAACUUCUAUCACAAUACACCCCAAAGCUUCACUAUUUCAUUCUAGUUCGGUCAUAAAACAAAAGUUAUCAGAAAACACUGAGGAAGCAUUUAGCUUUACUGAACUAAGUGAUUCUGAACAAUCAAAUUUAAAACAAAAUUAUGCAAGUUGGAAUUUUUGGUAUCGCUAUCCAGGUCGUGCAAGACGUUUAGGAAGAAGAAAAUGGAUUCCGGUUACUGUUUUUAUUGAAAACGGUUUUAUUAAAUUACAUGGAACUACUAAAAAAGGGUCAGAAAUUUUUAAAGAGUUUCCACUCCACCCAUUUUUUGUAUUUACAAUUCCAAAGGUUCAAAGAGGGAAUAAAGACGGUCAAGUUCAUUCUGUAAAAUUACAAUAUGUUAAAUAUAAAGAAUCUCGGCGGUUAAAAAACGGAUCAAAUGUUGAACAUGUACCGGUUUAUACUCCUGUUUUAAAGCUUGCGUCUAGAGAUUUACUUAGUUUUAGAGAGUUUCUUAAUGAAGUUGAAAGAAUUAUUCGCCAUAUUCCGACAUUUCGUAGCAACAUGGUUUCAUAUCGUCAAGAAGGAAUAUUUGUUGACUGUGAUGACGAAUGCAACUACUUGUUUUCCGGAGACGGAAAAAUUCUUCAGUAUAGCAUUACAGUACAACUUCGAUUACGAACUUUUAUUAGUGGAAACCCAUACAUAACAAUAUUUUUAAAUGAUAUGAACUACAAAGAUGAAGUAAUAGCUAAUAGUUUAUUAGAAGACUUAAAGCCUCCAGAGACAUGGAUUAAACCACUGAAAUACGAAUACCAUCCAUGCGUUGAUACAAAAAAUACCAAUGGAGGAGUAAAAUUUUUGCCACCUGAUGGAUGUAGUUUUGAACUUCUUCGUUUUCGUGUUCGUGCUAAAUCUCUCCCACCACUAUCUACAAUGGCAAGCGUAGAGAUUAUAAAUAAUAACGUCGUUCGAUUAAAAGCUUCUCUUUGUGUUUUUGGUGGUAAGAACAGUUUUCAUUACGUCAGAGAAGACGUUCUACUUUAUAUUCCGAUUCCAGGCUCGUGGAGUACGAUGUUUGUCCGUAGUAAAAGUUUACGUGGUUUUAACAAAUAUUUAAAGGUAAAAGCCACAUACAAAACUGGAGAUGCUGCUUUGGCUACAUUGAACCAUGUUUCUCUCCAGGUAAGUGUUGGUAGAGCUACCUACGAGCCAGCAUUUGGCGGAUUAGUUUGGAGAUUAGGGUCUUUACCCGUCAUCAAAGGAAACAAUUCAGGUGAAGCGUUGCACACUUUUCAAUGUCAAUUUGAACUUCCGUUUCCUAUUAUAAUGAUUGAAGACUUUCAACCCUAUGCCUACGUUGAGUUUAAUGUUGGACAUCAAAUUGCUUCAGAUGUUAUUGUUCAUCAAGUUGUAGUUUCUGAUAACAAAUCUCCAGAGAAAUGGAUAUGCUAUCGUUCUAAUUAUAUGUAUAAAAUUAAAAUGAAGUUACUGUAAAUAUAUAAAAAAGCAAAACUUUAAUUGGUGUUAAUUAGACAAGAGCUUUUGCUCGUUAAAUAUUACUGCAUCUUUAAAAUCAUUUCGAAACCAAGGAAGUUUUUAACAUUCUUAUUAGAUAAUAGUUUUCAUACAUUUAUUUAAGUCUAAAUUUAUGUUUGCGUUUAUACAACCUAAUAUUUAGAAAUAUUAGAAUAAAUAAUGUACUAUAUAUUUUUGAAAGAAAUUUAUUUAUUAUCUAUUUA